AUGCCCGGGAAAUUGAAGUACAGAUCAACCAAGCUCCAAAUGGCCAUUGAAGGUUGUCGACAAGCUGAACUUGACAAAGAAUUUCUGCUAGGGUGCCUUGGAACUAUGAAAGAAGAUAGUGAUAGAAAAAUUGAUGCACUUUCUCAACAACUAGCAGAGAUGAAAGAAUUGAUACUUGCUAAUUCUCAUAUGGGAGGACAUGCACAUAUUAGUCCACGUUAUGCAUCUAAUUCCCCAGUGCAUCAGGAUCAACAAGAUGAAAGUGGCAAUGUGGAGGCAGAGUCCAUUGCUGCAGAAAACAUGUUCUAUGAGACAUUGAAUAGGCGUGUAGUUCCUACACAAAAGGGAUAUGUAGGAGUAAGUUUUUACAUAUCUCAUUCACUGUUGGUUUGCUCCAUACUAUUUUGCACUUUAUUGACUAGAUUUUGCAAGAAUAUGUUCAAUGAUAACUUUUUUCAGGGUGGGAAAGAGGUUAUAUUGUUCUCUACUGUUGGGUUACAUGAUGUCCUUGUGGCAAAGGCUACCAUUCUAUCAACUGAUCCUAUGAGAAAAGUUGGUGGUACUCUGUUGGGCAUCGAAUUCUGCGAAGUUGUCAUUAAUCAUGUGCUGAAAAGGAGUGCUGAACUACCUCGUCCUUAUGGAGAUAUGAAGAUCAUGGUUGAUACUUACGGGAGAUCUAUUGCAUGGCCACGUCAGCAUAUGAAAGAAGAUAGGAAGACAUCAAGGUGA
This is a messenger RNA of Phragmites australis (common reed), 729 nucleotides long. RefSeq lists its product as uncharacterized. The record is from RefSeq and is a predicted model, not a curated record. The transcript is spliced from 4 exons. The coding region runs from base 1 to 729 and encodes 242 amino acids. Lineage: Eukaryota; Viridiplantae; Streptophyta; Magnoliopsida; Poales; Poaceae.